AUGGUUACAGAAGGAAACAACAGUCAAACAUCAGUGACAGAAUUCAUCCUCUUAGGUCUUCCUGGUGAUCCAAACUUGCAGAGGUUCCUGGUUGUCUUCUUUGCUCUUAUUUACAUUAUAACACUGUUAGAAAACUUACUUAUAUUCUCUCUUACCCAUUUGGAUCCUCAUCUGCACAUUCCAAUGUAUUACUUCCUCAGACAUUUAUCUCUCAUAGACAUAUGUUACCCUUCCAGCACUUUUCUUCAGUUGCUGGUUAUCUCCAUAGCUCAGAGAAGAACUAUCUCAUUUACUGGUUGUGCUGUCCAAAUGUACGUGUUUCUUGCACUGGCAACUACUGAAUGCAUCCUCCUGGCAGUCAUGGCCUAUGAUCGACAUGUAGCCAUAUGUGUCCCACUCCACUACACAACAACCAUGAGUCACAGGAAAUGUGUCAUAUUAACUUCACUGUCAUGGGCAAGCGGCCUGGCACUGCCGGUCACCCACACUGUCCUGACAUGGAGGCUGCCUUUUUGUGGUCCCAAUGUGAUUGAUCACUUCUUCUGUGAGAUGCCUGCUCUGUUGCAGCUGGCAUGUUCUGAUACAUAUCUGAUCAAACUGGUCACUCAGGUGGGAUGCCUUUUCACCUUGCUGACGCCUAUCACUUUCAUUGUUUUCUCCUACGUUAAUAUUCUGGUAGCCAUUUUGAAGAUAAAUACUGCUAAGGGAAAAGAAAGGGCCUUCUCCACCUGCUUCUCACAUUUCAUUGUUGUAGUUCUUUUCUAUGGAAGUGCCAUGUUCAUGUACAUGAAACCAAGAUCUUUUCAUUCUCCUAAGAAUGACAAAAUCAUCUCCAUCAUAUACAGUAUUCUUACUCCAAUGUUAAAUCCCAUCAUUUACAGCCUGAGGAAUUCAGAAGUCAGAAAGGCAUUGAUGAGGAUUAUUAGAAGGAAACAUGGUCCUAGGUAA
Molecule: messenger RNA, 948 nt
Organism: Dromaius novaehollandiae (emu)
Lineage: Eukaryota; Metazoa; Chordata; Aves; Casuariiformes; Dromaiidae
Product: olfactory receptor 2A12
Exons: 1
Coding region: 1-948 (315 amino acids)
Biological process (GO): detection of chemical stimulus involved in sensory perception of smell; G protein-coupled receptor signaling pathway
Cellular component (GO): plasma membrane
Molecular function (GO): G protein-coupled receptor activity; olfactory receptor activity
Source: RefSeq, a predicted model, not a curated record